This is a messenger RNA of Cladocopium goreaui, 2523 nucleotides long. NCBI's taxonomy places the organism in Eukaryota, Dinophyceae, Suessiales, Symbiodiniaceae. The record is from the annotation of a GenBank genome assembly.
AUGCAAGGAGUCAACUCACCCCCGAAACACUCACUAUUCCAAACCUCGGCUCAGCUGAGGAGCGACCGUGACGUUCAGAAUUUGGUCAAGUACGAGCUGUUGAACUACAAGCACCUUUGCAGAGACCUCCUUCAAAGAGUCAUAGAACAUAAUCCUGCAGAUUCAACGGCAUUUCACAACCUGGGCCAUCUCCUGUCGGCCAGUGACGUGAUCCAGGUGCAGCUGCAAGGUGGACCCAGGGAGUUUACCAAGAAAGGUCUGCACUUGGAGUCCAUCAGGCUGGACAACGGCAAUGCACGUGCAUACAACAACCUGGGCAUUCUGCUGUCCGCCGACGAGGUGAUCCAGGUGCGGCUGCAAGGUGGACCCAGGGAGUUUACCAAGAAAGGUCUGUACUUGGAGUCCAUCAGGCUGGACAACGGCAAUGCACGUGCCUACAACAACCUGGGCAUUCUGCUGUCGGCCGACGAGGUGAUCCAGGUGCAGCUGCAAGGUGGACCCAGGGAGUUUACCAAGAAAGGUCUGCACUUGGAGUCCAUCAGGCUGGACAACGGCUGUGCACUUGCAUACUACAUGCUGGGCACUCUGCUGUCGGCCGACAAGGUGAUCCAGGUGCAGCUGCAAGGUGGACCCAGGGAGUUCACCCUGAAAGAUCUAUACUUGGAGUCCAUCAGGCUGGAAAACGGCUUUGCACUUGCAUACUUCAACCUGGGCACUCUGCUGUCGGCCGACGAGGUGAUCCAGGUGCAGCUGCAAGGUGGAUCCAGGGAGUUUACCAAGAAAGAUCUGUACUUGGAGUCCAUCAGGCUGGACAACGGCGAUGCACAUGCAUACAACCACCUGGGCACUCUGCUGUCGGCCGACGAGGUGAUCCAGGUGCAGCUGCAAGGUGGACCCAGGGAGUUUACCAAGAAAGGUCUGCACUUGGAGUCCAUCAGGCUGGACAACGGCCAUGCACGUGCAUACUACAUGCUGGGCAAUGCGCUGUCGGCCGACGAGGUGAUCCAGGUGCAGCUGCAAGGUGGACCCAGGGAGUUCACCCUGAAAGAUCUAUACUUGGAGUCCAUCAGGCUGAACAACGGCUUUGCACUUGCAUACUACAUGCUGGGCAUUCUGCUGUCGGCCGACAAGGUGAUCCAGGUGCAGCUGCAAGGUGGACCCAGGGAGUUUACCAAGAAAGGUCUGUACUUGGAGUCCAUCAGGCUGGACAACGGCUGUGCAAAGGCAUACUACAACCUGGGCCAUCUCCUGUCGUCCAACGAGGUGAUCCAGGUGCAGCUGCGAGGUGGACCCAGGGAGUUUACCAAGAAAGGUCUGUUCUUGGAGUCCAUCAGGCUGAACAACGGCUUUGCACGUGCAUACAUCAACCUGAGCACUCUGCUGUCGGCCGACGAGGUGAUCCAGGUGCAGCUGCAAGGUGGACCCAGGGAGUUUACCCAGAAAGAUCUGUACUUGGAGUCCAUCAGGCUGAACAACGGCUGUGCACAUGCAUACCACAACCUGGGCACUCUGCUGUCGGCCGACGAGGUGAUCCAGGUGCAGCUGCAAGGUGGACCCAGGGAGUUUACCAAGAAAGAUCUGUACUUAGAGUCCAUCAGGCUGGACAACGGCUUUGCAAUUGCGUACACCAACCUGGGCACUCUCCUGUCGGCCAGCGAGGUGAUCCAGGUGCAGCUGCAAGGUGGGUUUCGAGAGUUUACCAAGCAGGUGGGCGAGACGGCCAAGGCGGUGAUGCCGGACGAGAUCACGGAGCCACGCUUCCUGCAGGACUGGAAACAGGAGAUCCUCGAAGUGGCCGAAUAUGCCAAUGAACUUGGAUGUUUCCUCUCGGGAGGCGGCUCCGAGUCGCCGCAGGACUAUGUGGGACUUACCCACAACAACCUGCAGAUCGACAACGCCUUCUUCUGGCGAAACGAACAGAACGAGGUGGAAGUUGGUUUGUUGGAUUGGGGCAUUCUGGGUUGUGGUCCUCUGAGUGGAGCCAUGCAAGGCUGCAUUUCUGGUGCCUCCACUGAAGUCUUGCUGGAGCACCGAGAUGCCUUUCUGAGGGCCUUCAUCGACAGCUACGCGGAGAAUGGUGGGCCCCGAUUGGAUCUGGAGCGCUUCAAAACCAUGUCCAAUCUGCAGAUGUUGAUGUGGUCAAUGAACAUCACCAGCAAUGUGUCGCAGGUGUUGAAGUUCACCAAACCAGCGGAAUGGGCCGAGAUCAAAGAUUGGAUGGAUCCAAGGUUAUUGGAUCGUUUCCAGACCCGAGCCCACACCACGCAGUUUAAAGAAGCCUUGCAGCUCUACAAGAAGUGGAACCUCUAUGGCGUUUUCCAGAAAUGGAGGCAGGAAAAUGGCCUCCCCAAAAAGGGAUGACAAAGGGAUGACCAUGAUGACCAACUGCUCAGCAGAUGCACCAGUUUUCCGCAGGGAACCCGUGACGGGACAAUGCUCCCCGUCAGAAACGCAGGAUCUUUUGCGUGCCGCCGCAUGCUCCGCAGGUGGCGUAAGAAGUUGCAGCAAAUCUGUUGGGUGUGG